AUGACUGACAAGGCACCAGCGCUAAGGAUUUUAGUGAAUUCCCUGAAAGAUGUAGUAAAUGCAUUUGUGCCAAGUGGAAGAGUUAUGCAGAUAGUGGAUCAAAAGUUGCCUGCACUACUUGGCAACCUUCCUAGCCCUUAUGACGAGGAAUUAAAAGGGAUUGCGGAUGUCACUGAAAUACCUUUAGGCCAUCUACUACAUACCAGAAACAUGGAUUUUGGAGUAUUUCUUGGAUGGAAUGUAAAUAAUAAUUCCUGGGUUGUAACUGAGGAACUUAAACCUUUAACCGUGAAUUUGGACUUCCAGAGAAACAACAAAACUGUCUACAAGGCUUCAAGCUUUGCUGGUUAUGUGGGCACAUUAACAGGAUUCAAACCAGGAAUGUUUAGUCUUUCACUAAAUGAACGUUUCGCAACGAGUGGUGGCUAUAUGGGUAUCCUAGAAUGGCUUUUGGGGAAGAAAGAUGCCAUGUGGAUAGGGUUUAUCACUAGAUCAGUUCUGGAAAACUGCACAAGUUAUGAAGAAGCCAAGAAUACAUUGAGCAAAACCAAGCUAAUGGCCCCGGCAUACUUUAUUCUGGGAGGCAACCAAUCUGGGGAGGGUUGUGUGAUUACAAGAGACAGAAAAGUAUCUUUGGAUGUAUAUGAACUUAAUCCUAAACAGGGUAUAUGGUAUGUGGUACAAACAAAUUAUGACCGCUGGAGAAAUCCCUUCUUCCUUGAUGACCGGAGAACCCCUGCAAAGAUGUGUCUGAACAAGACAUCCCAAACGAACAUUUCACUUGCAACCUUAUAUGAUGUUCUGUCUACAAAACCGGUCCUCAACAAGCUAACUGUAUUCACAACUUUGAUGGAUGUUACCAAAGGGCAGUUUGAAACUUACCUGCGGGAUUGUCCAGACCCUUGUAUAGGUUGGUAA
Molecule: messenger RNA, 918 nt
Organism: Chrysochloris asiatica (Cape golden mole)
Lineage: Eukaryota; Metazoa; Chordata; Mammalia; Afrosoricida; Chrysochloridae
Gene: ASAH1
Product: N-acylsphingosine amidohydrolase (acid ceramidase) 1
Exons: 11
Coding region: 1-918 (305 amino acids)
Molecular function (GO): N-acylsphingosine amidohydrolase activity
Source: RefSeq, a predicted model, not a curated record